CUGACUUUGGUGCGUCAGGGUCUGGUCUUGCUCUCUUUAAGCGGUCUUUGGCCUUCUCAUUCUGGAGCUUGUUGGAAAUGAGCGUGUUUCUAUUCAAUCUCGAUGUUUGUCCUUGGGUCAGAGAGUCGCGGUUGGAACAUCAGAAGAGGAACAAGCAUUCAUUUUACCCGAUCUCGUUCCUCGAGGAGCAAUUAAGAUGUGAAAGUGAUACUUAGUCAGCCAAAUUCAAUUCCAAAUCCAUAAUGUGCUCGUAGUAGAAGCUAAAAAUAAGGCGUGAUACAAUGUAUUAGUCACAACCAAACUAUAGUUUUCCAAUGUUGAAUUAAGACACCAACGUUUUGACGAACGUGAAAAUGAUCCAAAGUGAUCCAAGUGCGAAUUGCGUUUCCAUUCUUGCUAAUGGAUCAUGGGAGCAAGUGGGUUUCAACGAAAACUGCACCAAUCUUCUCCGGCCUCACAUUCCUUCAAUGGCCGCCAUCUUGGAACAUAUUGCCUCGCCCAACUUCUCACGAGAUGACGAACUUCCAAUGUCGUUCCAAGAGCCUUCCAUCGAUCCGUUGGACUCUACGGAAUCGAGUUCGGAAGAGAGCCCUUUCCAGAUGACUCAAGUGGCCGACACAAUAUGGACGUUCGUGUUCAGCACCAUGAUCGUCAGCGCCAUUUUCGGCAAUCUGGUGGUCUUCUGGAUUGUUUUGGCUCAUCGUCGCAUGCAAAACGUGACCAACUAUUUCUUGGUGAACCUAAGUUUGGCAGAUCUGAUGAUGUCUUGUUUGAACACAAUAUUCAACUUCAUCUUCAUGAAAAAUCGGACGUGGAUUUUCGGUUCAGUCUACUGUACCAUCAACAACUUCAUCGCCUACUUAUCAGUCGCAGUGUCAGUAUUUACCCUUAUGGCCAUAUCCAUUGAUCGAUAUAUAGCCAUUGUUCGCCCACUCAAACCGAGGAUGUCCAAAACGUGUGCCCGCAUAUUUUUAUUGGCCAUCUGGGUCACUAGUAGUAUCCUGUCACUCCCAUCACUCCUCUAUUCAACCACGUGGACUUUUGCAUAUCGAGAGGGUCAAAACCUUACAGUGUGCCUUCUUCUGUGGCCCGAUGGACCACCCACAGUGUCAAAGCAAGAUUACAUGUACAACAUUCUCUACUUUGUCCUGACUUACUGUGUUCCAAUUAUCGCCAUGGGAGUCUGUUAUGGCCGCAUUGGAACAGUUUUGUGGGGAAAGGGAAUAAUACGCGAAAAUGCUUCGAGUGACAUGGCUCAGGAGAGAAAACUUCUUUCUAAAAGAAAGGUUGUCAAGAUGUUCAUCGUGGUGGUAAUCAUUUUUGCGGUGUGCUGGCUCCCCUACCAUAUCUACUUUAUCUACACGUAUCAUCACAAGGAAAUCGUUGCUCAGCCAUUCAUUCAACACGUCUACUUGGGCUUCUAUUGGCUGGCUAUGGCCAAUGCCAUGUUUAAUCCACUCAUCUACUAUUGGAUGAAUGCUAGGUUUCGAGGCUACUUUCUGGCUCUGAUCUCAUCUAUCCGAUUGAUUAUUUGCCAGCCAAGUCGUCUGUUCAAAAGAUCAGAUUCCAAAUCAUCUCUCACCAUUGGAGUUGUGCCUGUUAACCGAGGUGUGGUCAAAAUGGAGUUGGCACAAAUCGCUGUUAAAAGCCAUCAAAAGAGAAGUCAGCAAAACAUGGAUAAAGCUCUUCCCGGAGAGAGGGCCCAAUGCCAGAUUCAAACGGUGAAACGAUCUCCUGGCCGCAGUCCAUCCCCUUUUCUCGUGGUCUCGUCUACCAAUGAAUUUCAAGCGCCCGUGAACGUGCAGCGGUCCUUGCGGUCACAAUCACCCAGAUUAGGUUGUCACUUAGAGAUCGUUGGGAGUGCCACUUCAGACUCAAACUUGUAUCGCAAAAGAAGUACAGAUUCAACAAGAGUUAAAAUAAUGGUGAAAAGUCAACCAGGAUCUCCUCAAGACUUUGAUGAUUCAAUGUUCAGGGUGGCCAUUCCUUUCAGAAAUAAUCCCGUGUUGAGAUACCCGUAAUAAUACUCGACGAAUUUAAGCUUCGUCCUCUGUCAAACCAACAAAAAUGUGAUCUGUUGUUAUUGUCCGUGAAAAGUUUCUGGAGACGAACACAUUUAUUUGCUCAAGCAUUCUAUUUAUUCAUGUUUGAUCGUCAUCUAUCCCCAAAUAAAACUCCUUGACGCUAAAAUAAAAUCAUAGAGCCAGAUUUUGAAUGCCACCCCACUUGUUACAAUAUUUACGUAAUGAAUUGCACCUCAGAUUUUCAUAAAAAAUAUCAUAUUGAAUGAAAACUCCAACUAUUACCAAUGUUUAGACAAUAUAAAAUGAGCAAAG
This is a messenger RNA of Tigriopus californicus, 2336 nucleotides long. Its product is annotated as tachykinin-like peptides receptor 86C. Gene Ontology annotation, cellular component: plasma membrane. The transcript has 11 exons. Bases 354 to 2021 code for a protein of 555 amino acids. The record is from RefSeq and is a predicted model, not a curated record. Gene Ontology annotation, biological process: G protein-coupled receptor signaling pathway. Lineage: Eukaryota; Metazoa; Arthropoda; Copepoda; Harpacticoida; Harpacticidae. Gene Ontology annotation, molecular function: tachykinin receptor activity.